Messenger RNA from Malania oleifera, 1554 nucleotides. RefSeq lists its product as uncharacterized. The coding region runs from base 1 to 1554 and encodes 517 amino acids. The record is from RefSeq and is a predicted model, not a curated record. NCBI's taxonomy places the organism in Eukaryota, Viridiplantae, Streptophyta, Magnoliopsida, Santalales, Ximeniaceae. The transcript has 2 exons.
AUGAUGUGUAAUGGUGAGUUCUUACAUAAAGAUCCCGAUGAGGCCAUUGAAUAUUUGAAUGACAUAGCAAAAAAAGCCCACACCUGGACAGGACCUAGUGCUACUGAGAGCACAAAUAGGUCACAACUUGUAGGAAACCCAAAUGGCGGUGGAAUUUACCAUCUCAAGGAAGAAGAUAACCUAAAGGCUAAGGUUGAGAUGCUCACUAGGGAGCUAGAGGGUAAGACUAACCAAAAGUUUGAAUCUUUGAUUACGCAGGUUGUUGAAGAAAAGAAGGAGAUAAAGAGCCAAGUGUCCAAAUUGAUAAGCUCCUUGAGUGUGAAUGAGCGAGGUAAGUUUCCUUCUCAAGCUCAGUCCGAACCCCAUGGUCAACACACGGCGCAAGAGAAUUUGAAGGAUGUGAAUGUCAUUGUGACACGAAGCAGUAAGUCAUUACACAUCCCAACAACGAACAAAUCAGAGGAUGUGGAAAAGAAUCAAGACAGCAGUGAUGCCGAGUUGACCAAGGAACCUGAGGUGACAAAGAGUCUUGUUAAGGUACCAUUCCCUCAAGCUUUAAAAUCAAGCAAACGAACUCUGGAUCCUAACAAUGAAAUCCUAGAGAAUCUAAGGCAGGUAAAAAUCAAUCUUCCUCUUUUGCAUGUGAUUAAACAAGUCCCUACUUAUGCAAAAGUUUUCAAGGAUUUGUUUACAGUUAAAAGGAAGCACCAUGUGAAGAAGACAACAUUCCUGACAGAACAACUUAGUGCUCUAAUUGAGCAGCGGAUUCCUCCCAAGUACAAAGAUCUUGGUUGCCUAACCAUUGCAUACAGCAUUGGAAAUCAUGAGUUUGGGCAAGCUUUGCUAGAUUUAGAAGCUAGCGUGAAUCUAAUGCCAUAUUCUAUUUAUUUGCAGUCGGGGUUGGGAGAAAUCAAACCAACCACUGUGGUAUUGCAAUUGGCUGACCGUUUAGUCAACAUACCUUGGGGUGUGGUAGAGGAUGUUCUAAUUCAAAUUGACAAAUUUUAUUAUCCUGUUGAUUUCCUAAUUCUUGACACUAGCUCUGCUGUUGAUACUACUUCUAAAAUUCCUUUGAUUUUAGGUAGGCAUUUCCUUGCCACUGCUAAUGCUCUUAUUAAUUUCAGGAAUGGGCUCAUGAAGCUGUCUUUUGGAAAUAUGACUCUCGAGGUGAAUAUCUUCCAUAUUGAAAAACAACUAGAAGAUGAUGACGAGGGCCACCAGACAUACAUGAUUGACUCACUUAUGAAUAGGGGAGUUUCUACAUCCCAUGAUUUUGAUCCCCUUGAGUAUUUUCUUGUUAAUUAUGAGUUUGAUUCUAUCAAUAAUCCAUCUGAUGUAGUUGAUAUUUGUGCUAUUUUCGAUAGAACUCACGAUUAUGGCACUCGGGCAUGGCAACCAAAGUUUGAGGAGUUGCCUGAAAAAGGUGAAAAACAAAUUCCUUCAAAUGUGGAAGCACCCAAGGUUGAAUUGAAGCCUCUGCCUAAGGGUUUAAAACAUGCUUUUCUUGGUCUAGGUGAUACUUUUCCUAUUAUUAUCUCAUCUAAAAUUGUCUAA